AUGCCACUGAGAACAUCCUUGCACAGAAAGCCAACAUCUGGCCGUUGGUCAAGCAGACACUCGAAGCGCAGAGAAAUUCUCUCCGUCAACAUGAUCAGUCUACCACUGGCUGAUUUCCGCCAUAUCUCCCAUAUUGGAAAUAACGCCCAAACGGACAGCUUUGGAGACCUUUCUUUCCUAAAAAUGGGCCACAAUUUGCUUAUGCAAAGCUCCCAAAGUGAGCAAAAUCUCUUCUUGGCCUGCUCUCCACCACCAAAGCCCCCUCGUCUAAAUGUGGAAGCAGAGGGUUCAGACAGCUCAGACUGGCCUGACAUGCACCAGGAAAAUGUCAGCCAGAAAAGACAGAAAUGCAGCUCUAUGCCACUGCUGGACAGCAAGGAAUGCGAGACAGAAUUAGCGGACGGGCAUGAAAGAGGAAACAACAUUGCAACCAAUCAGUUUUCUAACACUGAAUGGGGUGACCAGACUGCAGACUGGAUUGCAGACUCUGCGGUGGUUGGUGACAAAAUUGAAGGGCAACAGGGAGAGGAGGACAAUGGCUUUUCUUUUAGCCUUGACCUGGGUCCUUCCAUUUUGGAUGAUGUUCUGCAGGUGAUGGACAAACUUCAACAUUGA
This is a messenger RNA of Nerophis lumbriciformis (worm pipefish), 615 nucleotides long. The record is from RefSeq and is a predicted model, not a curated record. Lineage: Eukaryota; Metazoa; Chordata; Actinopteri; Syngnathiformes; Syngnathidae.